AACAAUGGAAUUAUAGUCAAACUAUACCGUAGUCACAGUCUAUACAUAAUACACGAUGCUUGUUCGGAAUCAAUGUCGUUGAAGUGGAACAGUAGACGAUGUCUAUAUAAUUCCUAGCAUCCAAUGCUUCAGUGAUGAUGUCUAUCUCAACCACAAGCCAACCAGCUUCCAUCUCGCAACUUAAAGCAUCCUCAUCUGAACGAUAUAAGUUCUUGUUAGAUACACAGCCUCUACUGUAACUCUACCACCCAAAAAACCAAGCCACCAACCGCAACCAUAUUCAGCUUCCUUGGACUCGUCGCUCUCACCCUCCUGUCGGCCCCCUCUGUCAUGGCAGGCAACCUGCUCGUGCAGAACAACUGUAAGUUCGACAUCUGGUGCAGCGCCGCUAAGAACGACGGGUCGUCGAGAGAUUCGGUCCGCGUGCCCGCGGGGAACCAUUACACGUCGCCGCUGCCGGCGAACAACGACAACAUCGGCUCGGUGCUCAAGUGCACCGACACGUCGGGCUCCAAGAAGGUGUUCCAGGAGGAGCUCGCGGUGCAGAACGGUAGGUCCUGGUUCGACCUCUCGGCCAUCGACGGCGACCCGUUCAUCAACUACCACCGCCACGCCGAGAUCUCCGGCCAGUGCGUCCUCGACUGCCCGACUACCCAAGAUGCUGUGAUGACGCUUUGCUAAUUUACUGCCCUGAUGCCGUAUGCCAGUAGUUGCUUGAUGCGAGUACAAUACAUGAUGAGAGCCAUCCCCUAUAAUUAAUAAUAUCUAUUAUUCAUGCUAACUUUUACCAUAUUGUCCAAGAAAGUGAAAAUGAAUGUUUAUGUCGAUAAUUGAUCAACAUUACUGUAUU
Daldinia caldariorum is the source of this 850-nucleotide messenger RNA. RefSeq lists its product as uncharacterized. NCBI's taxonomy places the organism in Eukaryota, Fungi, Ascomycota, Sordariomycetes, Xylariales, Hypoxylaceae. The transcript is spliced from 2 exons. The record is from RefSeq and is a predicted model, not a curated record. The coding region runs from base 331 to 681 and encodes 116 amino acids.